Messenger RNA from Umbelopsis ramanniana AG, 528 nucleotides. RefSeq lists its product as uncharacterized. Bases 1 to 528 code for a protein of 175 amino acids. The record is from RefSeq and is a predicted model, not a curated record. Gene Ontology annotation, cellular component: ribosome; mitochondrial large ribosomal subunit. The transcript has 2 exons. Gene Ontology annotation, biological process: translation. NCBI's taxonomy places the organism in Eukaryota, Fungi, Mucoromycota, Umbelopsidomycetes, Umbelopsidales, Umbelopsidaceae. Gene Ontology annotation, molecular function: structural constituent of ribosome.
AUGUCUACAGCAGCUGAGGCUGCUCCAAAGUACACAGCACCUGCCUCCAUUCAGGUCCCAGCCGAGCAAUUCCCAGCACCAAAAGUUACCAGAAAGAACCUGAUUGAUGUUGUUUCGCAAGAGCAAGUUCAGCGUGCUAACGUUGACGGAAGAAUGGAAUUGUUUUCUCGUAAAAACCCAAAUCGCAUUCAACCUGGUUCAGUGUUGCUAGUAGAGACUCUUAACUCCAAGGCAAAAGAAAGCACCUCAACAUUCAUGGGCGUCGUCAUUGCCAUUAGACGAAAAGGAUUAGAAACCACCUUCACGCUACGAAACCUUGUUAUGAAGGUCGGUGUCGAACAACGUUUUGCCCUGUAUUCUCCUAUGUUGAAGAGCAUCAAGGUUCUUCAACAAGCUGGUAGCAAAGAUAUCAAGUUCAGAAGAGCAAAACUCUUUUAUCUCCGAGACCAGCCUGGCAAGGCAUUCCAAUCAUUACAGUCAUUGUGGAAGCAGGAGCAAGCAGAGAAAGUUGCUGCCAAAAAGAACUAA